This is a messenger RNA of Paramuricea clavata, 2438 nucleotides long. Lineage: Eukaryota; Metazoa; Cnidaria; Anthozoa; Malacalcyonacea; Plexauridae. The record is from the annotation of a GenBank genome assembly.
AUGCAUGACAGAUCUCCACCUCGAGGAAAGAAGAUGAAGACUAAUGUGUAUUCCAUCGUCAUGGUCAUAGCUGUGCUAUGUAGACUCUCGUUUAUUGAAGGAUGUUUGGAAAUUGAUGCAUCUUUUAGCACACCAAGAGUGUCAAGUAGCUGGACACAAAUAACUCAUUUAAGGUCGGUAAAAUAUAUUUGACAAGGCGUUUUAGCAAACAGAAGCUAUAUGUAGGUUAAUAUAUAUCGGCAUGCUGUAUUAUUGAGAUAAGAAUCCCAACUUUAAACAAUUAAAACAAAAAACAUGCACAUAUGUAAGUGAGAAUUUUUAUGAUAAAAAAACAUGUUUAUUUAUCAUGUUUCAUUCGCUACACGGCCUACUCUGGUCUAAAUAAAUGAUUACAAAGUCCAGUCGAAUUGAAAUCAAGACCCAACGUUUCGACACUCCAGUUACUAGACUCAGGAUCAGGACAGGAUCUUUUUAAUAGUUAAUAGAGCGAGAUGAUCAAACUCUCGAUAUUUAUCCGUCCGUUCAUUUGUAUCGCUUUAUUUAACAGCUGCAGCAAUAAUCUGCAGACUUUUGGUGCGACGCAGUUUUCGGUAUUUUACUGUCUAUAAACGACAGAUCUAGACGAUUUUUUUCGUCAAAAAGAGAUUCUACGGUUAUGGCCUUAAAUAGUUAGACUACGGCCUCAAAUAGUUAUUAUAAAAUAGUUAGUUCCCCUAAGGCGCUAUAUAGUAACAUUAGAUUGCUCAAUUGUUUGUGUUCAUUCGUAUGCUUACUUUCAAGUCUAGUUUUUAAACUAAUUUCCAUAAUUUCGCUGCGGUUUCUUUGACAUAAUAUAAAAUAAUUAAUAGAUAAUUUCUUUGCAAUCUUUGUCAAGCUUUGCCUUCUUUGACAAAAAAACCCCAGAAUAGCCGCAGGCGAAAAUUUUGUUUUUACCCAUCGACUGAAACAGACAUUUUAUAGAAGUCGCCCGUCACAUUACUCUCAUUUAAUAGAGGUAUCCCAAAAAAGCAUCAACUUGUUGAAAAAUGUGGAACAAGCAGCAUCUUCAAUAUCAGAUAGCCUGCAUGAUAACAGGUUGAUAAACUAUGCAGUGUAAUAUAAAGUAAAUCAGGACAUUUCGUCUCCCAUCUCUGUAUUUCAGAUCCACAAUUACAAGUCCACAAACGACUGAUGUAAUCCCUAAACCAACCAAAGUAAGCCAUCAAUUGCAACCAACUACACUAAGCUCACAAUCAAGCAUAGUUAUUCGUCAGCCAGCCAACACAUCACCAACAGACGCAAGUCUACCAUCAACCGACACAACACCAUCGCUAACCGACACAAGCCGAUCACCAAGCGGCACAAGCACACCAGCAACGGACGCAAGCGCAUCACCAAUGCAGAAAAGCUCGUCGCCAACGGAUACAAGCACACGACCAACCAACGCAAGCCCAUCAACAACCGAGGCAAGCACACGACCAACCAACGCAAGCCCAUCACCAACCGAGGCAAGCACACGACCAACCAACGCAAGCCCAUCACCAACUGACGGAAGCACACCACCAACAAACGAAAGUCCACAACCAACAAAUGUAAGCUUACCAUCUACCAACACAAGCCCAAGCCCACAGCCAACAAAUGCAAGCACACCAUCAACAACCAUAGGAUAUUUAUGCGCAAAACCACCCAAAAAGAAACCAGUAAAAAAGGGCAACUGCUUCAAAGGUACGUACUAUUUACAAUGGCGAUAUACUAUAUGUAAUUUCUAUCUGCAAAAUUUGGACCUAAGACUUCACCUUAUAUACUCAUCAUUCCAGACCUAGCAUGUAGUGAUCUAUCUAAAUGUUAAAAUGUGAACUGAAAUGAAAAAAAUGAAAUUUGCUUCAUUUCCACGAUUUUCCAAGUACCAAAGAAUGCCGUUUACACACCGAGUUGUUUAUAGAUUUGUGAAUAUAUGUAAAUGAAACAUCUGUUAUUACUUUUGGAUGAAGAUCUUUGGGAUGAAGCAAAGUUAAUUUUUACUUCAUUUCCUCCUUAGCGUACAGAAAACUGGAUGCAGGGCGAAGAUUUUUUCAUGUUCUGUUAUUAGGUUUAGGGCUUAACUGUUAAUUUCCACGAUAUUAUAUACGGAGAAGGGGUGGUGGAGGGAGAGAGGUGUUCUAUACAUGGGCUAAGAGGUUACACAAGGAUAGUGAAAAGGUGGGAGAAAAAGUUUAAAACCAACAGCAUAACAACCAGGUUGGCAAAUCCACAAAAUAAAUCGAAUGCUUAAUACAUAUAUGUUACUCUGCCCAAACAUUUCAGUGAAUCGCGGGCAGUUAACGUUCGACGCAGAAGGAGAAAGAGAAGAAAGAGGAAGAGCGGUUAGGGUGCACACCCGAAUACUUCGUGUUCCGACUAACAUGUCUGGUUUAAACAUAGGACGGGGAUACGACAUGAAAGAUAAAGAUAAAGAUUGA